Messenger RNA from Closterium sp. NIES-65, 438 nucleotides. Lineage: Eukaryota; Viridiplantae; Streptophyta; Zygnematophyceae; Desmidiales; Closteriaceae. The record is from the annotation of a GenBank genome assembly.
AUGGACGUGGACUUGGACGUGGACGUGGACGUGGACAUGGACGUGGACGUGGACGUGGACGUGGACGUGGACGUGGACAUGGUCGUGGACGUGGACAUGGACGUGGACGUGGACAUGGUCGUGGAUGUGGACGUGGACGUGGACGUGGACGUGGACGUGGACGUAGACAUGGACGUGGACGUGGUCGUGGACGUGGACGUGGACGUGGGCCUCGACGUGGACGUGGACGUGGACGUGGACGUGGACGUGGACGUGGACGUGGACGAGGACAUGGACGUGGACGUAGACGAGGACAUGGACGUGGACGUGGACGUGGACGUGGACGUGGACGUGGAGGUGGAGGUGGACGUGGACGUGGACGUGACGUGGACGUCGACGUGGACACGUGGACGUGGACGUGGACGUGGACGUGGACGUAGACGUGGACGUGGACGUUGA